UAUUAAGAAAAUGAGGAGAUCCCAUAUCCCUGAUGCUGCAGAAAAGAUCAACUUUGGAGACAGAUCACAUAAACAAAAUGGGAUUCCAAUAAAUCAGCAACCAAGAGCACCAUUUUCAGUUUUAGCUCAAAACUCUCACAAUGUCAACUUGCCAGACCAGCAUCAUGCCUGCAAUUUGAAGUUUAGUGAUUAUGUCCAAAACAACAAGAUUCAAGGAACAUUCCUUAAAAAGGAUGACCCAAAGAUAAAUGCAUUGAUGCAACAAGCAGAGUUACUAAGUUCACUAGCUCUAAAAGUUGAUGCAGAGAACAUAACCAAGAUUAACUUGUUUGCUUUUGAAAGCAUUCCAGCUGAACAAUUCAAGGGCUUCUUCAUGAUUUAG
This is a messenger RNA of Cajanus cajan (pigeon pea), 382 nucleotides long. Lineage: Eukaryota; Viridiplantae; Streptophyta; Magnoliopsida; Fabales; Fabaceae. The record is from RefSeq and is a predicted model, not a curated record.